AUGGUGCGAUCGCCAACUCCUAGCAUACCGUUGCGUAUGGUCGGUGGUCAUCCCCUUCCCGCCAACGGAAUGCGACCACCUCCGUCACCGAGCUAUGAAUCGGCUCCGUAUAGCUUCAAGUUACGGGUCCCUCCCCGCCUUUGUCCUGCCAGACAGCUUGACUCGUCUCCAGCAACCAACACAGGCGGUGUUCAAUCGGCGCGCUAUCAACCUCACAGUCCUUUCCCUCAUCCGUCAACCUCAGAAGUCCAUCAUACGAUCUCGAGGGCGGAUCGAGCCCCUUCCAGACCCCAUAGAGACUAUCAUCCGAAUCGCGAAUUCGAAACAAACAUCCCUGGCUUGGAUUUGCGCGAGGUUCAGCACAUCAAGACUCGUACCAAGGCACCUUCAUCGGGUGUCCAGAACCACCACCACCAGAGUCAAAGGCACAUACACUCGUACUCCCGAUCCCAUAGGCCUUGCGACAAUAUCGACCACAAGAUUAAGGAUCCGGUGCCCAUGUAUGGCGUAGCGCUUGUUGACGACAGAGGCGGUGUUGAAUUCUUAGCCACCGACAGGAUGGACGACUGGUUGGCGGGUGUCGAGAAUGAUGACUUCAUAAUCUAUGAGGACCCUGUGGAACACGGACCAGACAAAAACGACACCGAAUUGAGCGGUGCCGAACCCCAAACUGAUGAAUCCGGAUUGGCGUCCACCGUCGUUCGUUAUGCGAUGAUGGAGAUAGAAGACGGCGGCGACUCAGACAAGGAGAACCAAAACGACGCCCCGAAGUAUCGCCGCAUUCGUAAACCCACCCCUAUAAAGCCUACUAUCCUGAAGGAGAUCAAACUGAACCAGGUCAAGACUGAAAUUGUCAAGGAGGACGAUGCGAAGACCAUUUGGCCGAAGGUGGACGACUCUAUGCUUAGCGUUCUAAAGCGGAGGAGCAUCAAGCGUCACGCUGACUCCCAAGCCGACACGCUGGAGCCACCUGCUUCCAAGCGCAGCAAGCUUACCAACACUCUCAAGCGUGGCUUGUCCAAGAUGAGCCUGAGGAGUAUCAGAAGCAGCCGUGCUUCCAAGCGAGCAGGCACUCCAUCUGUCGGCACUCGGGAGGCGUUGAGCCGACUGAGCUCCUGGUCGUGGGUGCCUGGCUCCGAAAAGUUGCGCUCCGUCUCAGGCUCUUCUGGACAGGAGAGAAAGAUCAAGAUUUGCCUGGUUGGUGAUGCUAACGCAGGCAAGACGGCGUUGGCCAAUCGUCUUGUUUCUGGAGAAUUUGUCGAGGACAAGAUAUCAGAUGUCACUUCUCAGCACUCGCCAAUUACGGACCACCAAAUCCCAACCGCUCCCUCCUCCCACGCUACGGAUUAUCACAGUUUCUCCAUCAUCGCUGAUGACGGAAAGCUCGUCACUAUCGAGCUCUGGGACUUCCCAGGUAACAUUGCCAAUGAGCGGACCACCCAGCUAGCAUCCAACUUUUUCCAAGCUGCCAUCAUCUGCUACAGCGUCGAGGACGUCAAGAAUAUUCCGUCCAUUUGCGAUACGUGGAAACCCAAACUCGACCGCUCCCUCAUCGAUUGCCCUCGCUUUCUCCUUGGCCUCAAGAAAGAUCUCCGCCCUGCCUUUCCGCCUCUCGGCCUCAGCUUUCUGCCUCGAAAGGAGCCUGUCAUGGCCGACAUGGGUCGCAGCGCAGCCUACCACUCCCGUGUUGCCGGCUAUGGCGAGUGCUCGGCAAAGACGGGUGAGAACGUCGACGACGCAUUCCGCGGCAUUGUCAACUUUACCCUGAGCCACAUGAGAAAGAAGGAGAUAGGCAUUGCCCAUGGAAAGCGUCGCGACAAGGCUAAGGAGACGGUCAAGGAUGCGGGCAAGGUCAUGGUUGAUGCGCUGUGUGGAUUCCCGAAUGGCCCGACUCCGGGCCGUGCGUGGAGCCGUCACUUGUAG
Messenger RNA from Neurospora crassa OR74A, 1923 nucleotides. RefSeq lists its product as hypothetical. Gene Ontology annotation, biological process: small GTPase-mediated signal transduction. Gene Ontology annotation, molecular function: GTPase activity; GTP binding. The coding region runs from base 1 to 1923 and encodes 640 amino acids. The transcript has 5 exons. The record is from RefSeq and is a predicted model, not a curated record. Lineage: Eukaryota; Fungi; Ascomycota; Sordariomycetes; Sordariales; Sordariaceae.